UUCAAGCAGGGAGAUAUAAUGAUCGGGGGGAUUUUCCCGGUUUUCAACAAAGAGAUCAGCAGUACAUAUACGUUUGAAAAGGAGCCACCUGCAGUGAAGUGUUCUGGAUUUGACCUGCGUGCUUUCCGAUGGACCCAAGUGAUGAUAUUUGCAAUUGAAGAAAUUAACAAAGAACCUGCUCUCCUACCAAACUUCACUCUUGGCUACAGAAUCCUUAACUCUUGUGCAUCUCCCACAAACACUUUACGUGCUGCUCUAACACUGGCCAGCGGAGCCGAGGAGAUGGACUCAACCCCUGCUUGUCCUCCGGCUGUAUCUGCUCUCAUAGCAGAGUCAGGAUCGUCUCAGUCCUUAGCUGUGGCUGGAACUCUCGGACCAUUUCAAGUGCCAAUAGUGAGUUACUUCUCGACAUGUGCCUGCCUGAGUGAUAGAACUAAAUACCCUACGUUUUUCCGGACGAUCCCCAGUGACUACUUCCAGGCCAAAGCCUUGGCAGCUCUGGUCAAACGUUUUGGCUGGCAGUGGAUUGGCGCCAUACAGUCAGAUAAUGCCUAUGGCCGGAAUGGGAUCCUGGCUUUCACUGAGGAGGUUAGGAAGCUGGGGGUUUGUGUUGCAUUUGUCGGGAAAAUUCUACGCACGUACACUAUGGAUAAGAUUCUGGAUGUUGUGGAAAUGAUCAAGCAGUCAACAGUCAAAGUCAUUCUGGCUUUUGUUCCUGAGGGGGACUUUUAUCCACUGAUGAAAGAGGUAGUGAAACAGAAUAUCACUGGAAUUCAGUGGAUCGCUAGUGAGGCCUGGAUAACGGCAGCGCGACCCUCCACGCCUGAUAUCUACCAAGCUUUCGGUGGAGCCCUGGGAUUUGUGGUGCAUAAGAUGGCCAUCCCUGAUCUUAAAUCGUUUCUCACAGGCAUCAGCCCUCACGCAGACCCAAGUGCUGCCUUCGUGAGGAAUUUCUGGGAGGUUAUGGUGGGCUGUCGACCCGUUACACCCGGUGAACACACAGGAUCCGAGGAAACAAAUGAAAAAUGCAAAGGCAACGAGACAUUAUUAUAUUCCCAGCAUGAAUUCUUUAAUGUCACACAGCUCAGAGUGUCCUAUAAUGUGUAUAAAGCAGUCUAUGCCAUUGCACAUGCCCUGCAUGAGCUGGUGUUCUGCCAACCAGCUGAUAAACCAGGAGGAAAACCAGUGAUGCCGUGUUUGAAUGUGUCAGAAAUUCAGCCCAAACAGGUCACUGAUCACCUUCAGAUAGUCCAUUUCAGAAAUCGGUUCGGGGACGAUGUGUUCUUCGAUGACAACGGAGACCCUCCGGCUUCUUAUGAAUUAAUCAACUGGCAGCUGAGAGACGGGCACGUGCAACAUGUGACAGUGGGUCAUUUUGUAUCUGCUGCCAAGGGUGAUUAUAAGCUCAGCGUCCAGGAGGAAGAGAUAGUGUGGAGGAUAGGGGAAAAGGUUCCCACAUCAGUGUGCUCUAAUAUCUGUCCAGUGGGAACGAGGAGAGCUCAAAUUAAAGGAAAACCAUCCUGCUGCUUUGAUUGUCUCCCCUGUGCCGAUGGAACUAUAGCCAACUCAACAGGUGCGGUAGACUGCACUCAGUGUCCACAGGACUUCUGGUCCAGCGACGGGAAAGACAUAUGCAUUCCCAAAACAGUUGAAUUCCUGACGUAUCAGGAGCCGUUGGGAAUAGCUAUCACAGUCGUAUCGCUGCUGGGAGCCUCCCUGUCUCUGGCCACCAUGGUGGUUUUCAUCCAGUACAGAGAAACCCCGGUGAUAAAGGCCAGCAACGCUGAGCUGAGCUGCUUGCUGCUUUUUUCUCUUUUCUUGUGUUUCCUUUGUCCCCUCACUUUCAUCGGCCGGCCCACAGUCUGGACAUGCAUGCUUCGCCACACAGCUUUCGGUGUGACGUUUGCGCUCUGCAUUUCCUGCGUCUUAGGAAAAACAAUUGUCGUAGUCACGGCUUUCAAAGCAACGUUUCCUGGCAACAAAGUAGCGGGAAAGUUCGGUCCUGCGCAGCAAAGAAUCAUAGUCUGCUCCUGCACUUCGAUUCAGAUUUUGAUUUGUAUACUGUGGCUUAAACUAAAUCCCCCUUUCCCAGACAUGGUUUUCAGAUACAGCAAUAAGAAGAUUGUUUUGGAGUGUAACACAGGCUCUGAAGCUGCUUUCUAUGCAGUGCUGGGCUAUAUUGGGUUCCUCGCUAUAAUUUGUUUGGUCCUGGCAUUUCUUGCCAGAAAGUUACCCGACAACUUCAAUGAAGCCAAAUUCAUCACCUUCAGCAUGUUGAUAUUUUGUGCGGUCUGGAUCACCUUCAUCCCAGCAUAUGUCAGCUCCCCUGGGAAGUUCACUGUAGCUGUGGAAACUUUUGCAAUUUUGUCUUCAGCAUUUGGAUUAUUAAUUUGUAUCUUUGCACUGAAAUGCUACAUAAUAUUGAUCAAACCAGAGAAAAACACCAAGAAACAUGUCAUGACAAAAAAUCUGAAUUAG
Platichthys flesus (European flounder) is the source of this 2478-nucleotide messenger RNA. RefSeq names its product extracellular calcium-sensing receptor-like. NCBI's taxonomy places the organism in Eukaryota, Metazoa, Chordata, Actinopteri, Pleuronectiformes, Pleuronectidae. The coding region runs from base 19 to 2478 and encodes 819 amino acids. Gene Ontology annotation, biological process: G protein-coupled receptor signaling pathway. The record is from RefSeq and is a predicted model, not a curated record. The transcript is spliced from 6 exons. Gene Ontology annotation, cellular component: membrane. Gene Ontology annotation, molecular function: G protein-coupled receptor activity.